CUGUUGUUACUCUGUCAAGAAAAUGAUGAAAGACAACAACCUUGUUCGUCACUUGGAUGCGUGUGAAACUAUGGGUAACGCCACCUCCAUCUGUUCUGAUAAGACGGGCACUUUGACCACUAAUCGUAUGACUGUUGUCCAGAGUUAUGUAUGUGGCACUCGUUAUAGAACGACACCAAAGUAUGAAAAUCUUCCUCCAAAUGUUGCAGAGAAAAUCCUUGGUUGCAUCUCGAUCAACUCUGCUUAUACGUCUCGUAUUUUGCCUCCAGAUAACCCUGGGGACCUACCGAAACAAGUAGGCAAUAAGACAGAGUGUGCCCUGCUCGGUUUUAUUCUAGAUUUAGGCAGAGAUUAUCAGACUGUUCGAGAUGAUAUCCCAGAAGAGAAGUUACACAAAGUUUACACCUUCAACUCUGUUCGAAAAUCAAUGAGUACGGUUAUUCCCAUUGAAAAUGGAUUUCGAGUCUACACCAAAGGAGCCUCCGAAAUGGUCAUGAAAAAGUGUUCUUAUAUCUUGGGAACAGAUGGCAAAUUAGAAAGGUUUUCCCAAGAGGCUCAAGAUAAACUCGUGAGAACAGUGAUCGAACCUAUGGCUUGUGAAGGCCUGCGUACCAUUUGCCUGGCAUACAAAGAUUACGUUCGAAGAAACCCAGACAUGAAUCAGGUGCAAUAUGAUGUAGAGCCUCCAUGGGACGAAGAAGACCACAUUCUAUGUAAUUUUACGUGCUUGUGUGUGGUUGGCAUUGAAGAUCCUGUUCGCCCAGAGGUGCCCGAGGCUAUAAGAAAAUGUCAGUGCUCGGGCAUAACUGUUAGGAUGGUAACUGGAGACAACAUAAAUACGGCUCGCUCCAUAGCCAUGAAGUGUGGUAUAAUUAAACCUGGAGACAACUUUCUGGUGCUUGAAGGAAAAGAGUUUAAUCAGAGGAUACGAGACAGCUCUGGUGAGGUCCAGCAACAUCUGAUUGAUCAGAUAUGGCCUCAGCUUCGAGUUCUAGCUAGAUCCUCACCUCAGGACAAGUACACUCUGGUGAAGGGAAUCAUCGAUAGUAAAGUGAACACUAACAGAGAAGUCGUUGCAGUUACUGGAGAUGGAACCAAUGGGCCUGCCUUGAAGAAGGCAGAUGUAGGCUUUGCCAUGGGGAUUGCAGGUACUGAUGUUGCAAAGGAAGCAUCUGACAUCAUUCUCACUGAUGAUAACUUUACGAGUAUUGUGAAAGCUGUGAUGUGGGGACGGAAUGUGUACGACAGCAUUGCCAAGUUUUUACAGUUUCAGUUAACAGUCAACAUUGUAGCUGUGAUUGUUGCCUUUGUUGGAGCUUGUGCUAUAGAAGACAGCCCUCUGAAAGCAGUACAGAUGUUAUGGGUCAACUUGAUCAUGGACACACUAGCUUCUUUAGCUCUGGCCACCGAACUUCCUACCCCUGAUCUAUUAUUAAGGAAGCCGUACGGCAGAACCAAACCUCUCAUCUCCCGCACAAUGAUGAAGAACAUUCUUGGACAUGCUGUUUAUCAGUUAAUUGUGAUCUUUACAUUGUUAUUUGUUGGUUAG
Messenger RNA from Limulus polyphemus (Atlantic horseshoe crab), 1549 nucleotides. RefSeq names its product plasma membrane calcium-transporting ATPase 3-like. Gene Ontology annotation, molecular function: ATP hydrolysis activity; ATP binding; P-type calcium transporter activity. Gene Ontology annotation, cellular component: membrane; intracellular membrane-bounded organelle. Gene Ontology annotation, biological process: calcium ion transmembrane transport; regulation of cytosolic calcium ion concentration. NCBI's taxonomy places the organism in Eukaryota, Metazoa, Arthropoda, Merostomata, Xiphosura, Limulidae. The record is from RefSeq and is a predicted model, not a curated record.